This is a messenger RNA of Calypte anna (Anna's hummingbird), 1918 nucleotides long. It is a transcript of the gene ADRA2C, whose product is annotated as adrenoceptor alpha 2C. Gene Ontology annotation, biological process: adenylate cyclase-activating adrenergic receptor signaling pathway; regulation of vasoconstriction; platelet activation. Gene Ontology annotation, molecular function: alpha2-adrenergic receptor activity. Bases 13 to 1353 code for a protein of 446 amino acids. Gene Ontology annotation, cellular component: membrane. NCBI's taxonomy places the organism in Eukaryota, Metazoa, Chordata, Aves, Apodiformes, Trochilidae. The transcript has a single exon. The record is from RefSeq and is a predicted model, not a curated record.
CGCACACCCACCAUGGAUCUGCUGCUGGUGGUGAACACGAGCCUGGGCUCUCCCAACGGGUCCCUGGCGCUGCCCCCCUCCUCACCGUCCUCUUCAGCUCUCCUGCAGUCGCCCUCCCUCUACUCCCCGGCGGCCGUGGCCAGCCUAGCAGCGGUGGUGGGCUUCCUAAUCGUCUUCACCAUCGUGGGCAACGUGCUCGUGGUGAUCGCGGUCCUCACCAGCCGGGCGCUGAGAGCCCCCCAGAACCUCUUCCUGGUGUCCCUGGCCAGUGCGGACAUCCUGGUGGCUACUCUGGUCAUGCCUUUCUCCUUAGCCAACGAGCUCAUGAAUUACUGGUACUUCGGCAAGGCUUGGUGUAACAUUUACCAGGCACUGGACGUGCUCUUCUGCACCUCCUCCAUCGUCCACCUGUGUGCCAUCAGCCUCGACAGGUAUUGGUCAGUCACACAGGCAGUGGAGUAUAACCUCAAACGGACCCCUCGGCGGAUCAAGGCCAUCAUCCUCACAGUCUGGCUCAUUUCAGCUGUCAUCUCCUUCCCACCAUUGAUCUCUGUGUACCAAGACCCUGAAGGAGGAGAUGGUUUUCCCCAGUGCAAGCUCAAUGAUGAGACGUGGUACAUCCUUUCAUCUUGUAUUGGCUCUUUCUUUGCCCCCUGCAUCAUCAUGGUGUUGGUCUAUAUCCGCAUCUACCGUGUGGCCAAGCUAAGGACCAGGACCCUCUCUGUGAAACGUACAAUGCCAGAGGGGUCCUCCCAGACUGAGAAUGGUUUGAGCCGUGCUGCUGGGGGCUGCACUUCCCUGAGGAUGCAGCUGGGAGAGAACGGACAUUACUCGGCACACCACUGGCGCAAAGCCUCCGAGCUGGAGGACAUCGAGCUGGAGGAGAGCAGCACCUCAGAGAGCAGGCGGAGGCGGAGCCGGGAGGAGCAUCCCCGCAAAAGCAGCAAGAGCCAGUCCUUCUCCUACUCAUAUUCCUCCAAGCACUCCAGUAGUCGUCUGUCCCGUGCCAGCAACCGCUCCAUGCAGCUCUUCUCGUAUCGCCGUCGCAGGAAGCGUAGCAGCAUCUGCCGUAAGAAAGUCACCCAGGCCCGGGAGAAACGCUUCACUUUUGUGCUGGCCGUGGUCAUGGGGGUCUUUGUAGUGUGCUGGUUCCCCUUCUUCUUCAGCUACAGCCUCUAUGGUAUUUGCCGGGAGGCAUGUGAGGUUCCUGAGACUCUCUUCAAGUUCUUCUUCUGGAUUGGGUAUUGUAAUAGCUCCCUCAACCCAGUCAUCUACACCAUCUUCAACCAAGACUUCCGCAGGUCCUUUAAACACAUUCUCUUUAAAAAGAAGAAGAAGAACAUUUGGCAUUGAGGUGGAGGGAUGGAUUUGCUUUGAGCAGGAGUGGAGUUAAGAAGGCUCUAUGCUGAAAAAGAAGGGAGGGAAGAGAACAUGGGGUUUGGGCUUAGAAUGAAGAGGGCUUGCCCUCUUGGUGUUACAGCAUGGUGGUGUGGAGUACAGGGACAGCACUGGGGAGGCUGAGGGCAUUCACCAUGGUGUGAAAUGGCCACAUGGUGCUGGAGGAGUGGUGCUGGAGUCUGGAUGGGUAAAUGGGGAGAGUUGUGAUUGUUUGUAUCCUGCAUGGGGUGUCUGCAGAGGAAAAUAGGCUAAGACACUGAGAUUGGGAGGCAGUGAGCUUUUAUGGGCUCUGGAAUUUUGUGGAAAAGCAAGCUGAGACAUCAAGAGGAAAGGAUUAAGUGGCAGUGGUGGUAAAGACUUGACUAUUUUAAAUAGAGCAGCUGGGGCCUGUGGUGGGCUCAUCUCUGUAAGAAAUUGGGUUUUACUGCAUAUGUGGGGAAAGAAAGUGCUAAGUGCUAGGCACUGACAGUUUUUUGAAUUAUUAAAGGAUUUAGGUGUUUGCCAAAAAAAACCCUAAAGA